This is a messenger RNA of Closterium sp. Yama58-4, 348 nucleotides long. The record is from the annotation of a GenBank genome assembly. Lineage: Eukaryota; Viridiplantae; Streptophyta; Zygnematophyceae; Desmidiales; Closteriaceae.
AUGCAGCAGUGGCAGAAAUCAGAGAAGCGAGCUGCCGCAGCUGUAGCACAAGCAGUAGCAUCAGCUGUAGCACGAGCUGUAGCACGAGCAGCAGCAGCAGCAGCAGCAGCAGCAGCAGCAGCAGCAGCAGCAGCAGCAGCAGCAGCAGCAGCAGCAGCAGCAGCAGCAGCAGCAGCAGCAGCAGCAGCAGCAGCAGCAGCAGCAGCAGCAGCAGCAGCCGCCGUAGCACGAGCAGAAGCAGCAGCGGCUGUAGAAGGAGAAGCAUCAGCCGUCGCAAGCGAAGCAGAGGCAGCAAACGCAGCAGUAACAGCCGCAAUGGUCCUCUCCUCUAGCAGCGGUGCGCUCUGA